CUCAAAAUGCUAGAUGUACCCAUGAAAAACAAAAUAAUAAUUAAACAAGAAAAAAGAGGAAGAAGAAAAUUCAAUAGAGAAGAAGAGAAAGAAAGAGAGCUAUUUAGAGCUCCGAAAAUACAUUUUUUGCCCCCUCUGAUUUCUCGUCUGUUCUUUCCGAUGCUCCGCAGAUUGGUCUCGUGAACAUCUGAUUGAUUCUUCACAGCUCGAACAAAUUAGCUUAAGAACACCGCUUAAAACAAAAAAUGGCAUCAAUGGUUGCUAAGGCCAGUAGUAGUCAAGUAUCUUCCUUUCAUUCCGUACAAGAAAAAGUGAGCCGGAACAAGAGGAAGUUCCGAGCUGAGCCUCCAUUGGGCGAAGCUGACAAGAUCAUCGCUCCGCCCCAAAAUGAGUGUCCUGCUUACGAAUUCUCUGCUGAGAAGUUUGAACCUACCCCGGUUCAUGGUCUGGCGAGUGCAUGUGAUCUGUGUGGUGUGAACCAAAAUCAUGCAGAUGGAUUGAAGCUUGACCUUGGAUUAUCUACUGCAUUGGGUUCAACUGAGGUUGUUGAGCCAAUCCAGCCCAGGGAGGAACUAGAAGAAUCCAAUGAUGCUGAUUGGAGUGAUCUCACGGAAUCCCAAUUGGAAGAGCUUGUUUUGAGCAAUUUGGACGCAAUAUUCAAAAGUGCAAUAAAAAGAAUCGUCACCUUUGGGUAUGUCGAAGAAGUGGUUACGAAGGCUGUUUUGAGGUCUAGUGUUUGUUAUGGGUGUAAAGACACCGUGUCAAAUAUAGUGGAUAAUACCUUAGCAUUUCUCCGAAAUUGUGAGGAAAUUGAUCCUUCUAAAGAGCACUGUUUUGAUGAUUUACAGCAGUUGGAGAAGUAUAUACUGGCGGAAUUAGUUUGUGUGUUGAGGGAAGUUAGGCCCUUCUUCAGUACCGGGGAUGCAAUGUGGUGCCUCCUGAUCUGUGACAUGAAUGUUUCUCAUGCUUGUGCAAUGGAUGGUGAUCCAAUGAGUGGCUUUGCUGGCGAUGGGUCCCAUUCAAAACUCGAACCUGAAGGUUCUGAAUCAAAUGUUACAAGAACAACCCCUUGCAAGCCAGUGCCAUCGAUUCCUUGUUCUCCAAGCACCAGUAUUCCUCCUGGAGUUUCCCAUGUAAUCAGACCGAAGAAUACUGGUUCUGUCCUAAAUGGUCUGUUAUCAGACAAAGAGGGAUCAGCUACUUCUGCAUUUGAUCCUGUUGAUAAAUGCUUCAGCAUUGCAGGACCAUCACAGUUACCUGUACUUGAAGAAAGGUUUACAGUUAGUAGGAAGGUUCAUUCCGGUAGCAGCAAGAGAGAGUUCAUCCUCCGGCAGAAAUCUGUACAUCUGGAGAAAAGCUACCGGACUUAUGGGUCUAAAGGUUCACUGAGAGGUGGGAAAUUGAGCGGGUUGAGCAAUUUGAUUCUAGACAAGAAACUGAAGUCUGUCUCGGAUUCCAAUGCUGUUAAUAUAAAGAAUGCUUCCAUAAGAUUGAGUAAGGCCAUGGGGGUUGUUGAUAAUAGCCCUCCAGAUGGUGGGAAAUCCGGACCUUCUUCCUCAGUAUCAUUCAGUUUGGAGACUCCUAGUACCACUUCUUCUUUACCUAAAGCCCAUAUCCUUCCUGUAUUACCCCCGGCCAAUUCUUCACCUGUAUUACCUCUGGUCAGUGUCACGUAUCCUCUAUCAACUGCAGACACGGAGCUUUCACUUUCACUCCCUACAAAGGCACAAAAUUAUAGUUUUUCUGGAAAGCCAUGUGAUAAUAAGCCGAUGGCACAGUGGGUUCCUCGGGACAAAAAGGAUGAUAUGAUUGUGAAGCUUCUUCCUAGGGUAAGAGAACUGCAAAAUCAGCUUCAAGAAUGGACAGAAUGGGCAAACCAGAAGGUUAUGCAGGCGGCUAGAAGGCUGGGUAAGGACAAGGCCGAACUUAAACUGCUGAGGCAAGAAAGAGAAGAAGUCGAACGGCUGAAGAAGGAUAAACAAACUUUGGAAGAAAACACCAUGAAGAAGCUAACCGAGAUGGAAAAUGCCUUGGGGAAGGCCAGUGGACAGGUGGACAGAGCAAACUCUGCCGUCCGGAGGCUCGAGGUGGAGAAUGCUGUGCUAAGGCAGGAGAUGGAAGUUGCGAAGCUACGUGCUGCUGAGUCAGCUGCCAGCUGUCAGGAAGUGUCGAAGAGGGAGAAGAGAACAUUGGUGAAGUUUCAGUCAUGGGAAAAACAGAAAGGGAUGCUUCUGGAGGAGCUUGUGUCUGAAAAGCGCAAGGUCUCACAGCUACUGCAGGAUCUCGAUGCUGCCAGACAACAACAGGACCAACAAGAGGCUAGAUGGAAACAGGAAGAGAAGGCAAAGGAAGAGCUUCUUUCCCAGGCCAGCAAAAUAAGAAAAGAAAGAGAGAAAAUCGAGUCCUCGUCCAAAUCCAAAGAGGACAUGAUCAAACUAAAAGCAGAAACCAAUCUGCAAAAACACAAAGAAGACAUACAGAAGCUCGAGAAAGAGAUCUCCCAGCUCAGACUUAAAGCCGACUCAUCGAAGAUCGCUGCCCUCCGUAGGGGAAUCGAUGGCACUCGAGCUCCCAUGGACUUCAAAACCAAUCCUGCCGUCCGGAAGGAGACGAACCGUUCCAACCACGGUCUGCCAGAAGUGGUCAUCACAGAUUUCAAUGACUACUGCUUGGACGACGGAGGUGUGAAGCGAGAGAGGGAGUGUGUGAUGUGUCUCUCGGAGGAGAUGUCGGUGGUUUUCCUGCCCUGCGCUCAUCAGGUCGUCUGCACGAACUGCAACGAGCUGCAUGUGAAGCAAGGGAUGAAGGACUGCCCGUCUUGUAGGAGCUUCAUCAAGCGACGGGUUGCAGUACGUUACGCUCCUCCUCGCUCUUAGUAUAAUUAUGAUGAUGAUUUAUAAUUGAUCGAUUGUAUGAGUGUUCAGCUUGAGUAUAUGAGAGAGAGAGUUAUAAAUAGAGUUUUGAGUGACUUUUUGGAAUAAUGGUUGCUUGAGGGGGACUCUGUUUUUGAGUUUGAAUAAUCCUUCCUGGUAUCCUGAUGCUACUCUAUUCACCCUUUCAAGUUUCAAAGAGUCUGCAAAAAAGAGACAGAGAAAGAAGAGAACAGAACAGAUUGAUUGCCUAAAGAUAUGAAAGCUUGAUGAUAUAAUACUUGGUUCAACAGUGGAUUUCCC
Messenger RNA from Linum tenue, 3173 nucleotides. The record is from the annotation of a GenBank genome assembly. NCBI's taxonomy places the organism in Eukaryota, Viridiplantae, Streptophyta, Magnoliopsida, Malpighiales, Linaceae.